UAGGUAGCUACGUCACGGCACAGUCGACAAAGAGUCAUCGUCACGAGGACACCGAAGAAGGCUACCAGAGAAAACAGCGGUUGUAACUGAAAUUACCGGGGAGUGUCCACAAUUAGGUACACCUAACCUACACGUACUAUAUUUCUGUCAUGAUGAUCAUACGAUCAUUAUGAUCAUGUGAAACGUCAAGUGUCACCCAAUACUCGAAGUAAUGGCACCGUCCGGUCUCCUGACAAAGAAAGGAAGAUCUCCCGUUCCUCUGCGAGGAGUGAAAGUAGUAACAAGCGUACGUGGUUACGCUGCGCAUGUUGAGAGCAGUUUCGAGUAUGAGAACGAGGGUAGACACCCAAUUGAAGCAAUUUUUACUUUUCCAUUGGACUCUUCUUCUAUCGUCGUUGAUUUCGCGGCUACUCUCGACGACCGAAAGAUCAAAGGGAAAGUGAAGGAGAAACAGAAAGCGAAAGAUAUGUAUGAUGACGCAAUUGCAGGCGGUCAGUCUGCCUUUCUGAUGGAAUCCGAGCGUGACGAUAUCUUCACUGUGAGUGUGGGCAAUCUUCCCGCUCAGAAGAAGGCUGUGGUGACGCUGAAGUACAUUACGGAGCUGCAUACCGAGCAUGAUGGCUCGGUCAAACUCAAUUUGCCGUCCGUUCUCACUCCAAGGUACAGCAAGGCCGGAGAAAAAAUUCAACAAAAGAUGUUACUUAUCUUCCUGCUUCUCGGAUUCCCUACACUUUCAGUUUCAACGCUCGAAUUGAAGGCGACGUGAAUAAAGUAGAAUCGGUCAGCCAUAAGCUGAAAGUGACAACAACUAUUGAUGAUAAAGGGUUCCAAGUGACUGAUGUAACACUGGCUGAAGAACAUAGGUUUGAUAAAGAUCUUGUUCUAACCAUAGCGCCUGGCAAUCUUCACAGGCCACAUGUCAUUGUAGAGGCAGGGAGUGAUUCUGUAGUCAAUCAUUUGUUGCUGCAGAACCAGGCCAUCUCUUUGAAUUACUUUCCAGAUUUCAGCUCUGCUGAAUCUGUCAGUGAGCUGGUGUUUGUUAUUGAUAGAAGUCUUAGUAUGACUGGAUCAGACAUCGAUGCGGCAAAGGAAACACUAAUGCUAUUUCUUAAAAGCAUCCCAAAGGGCUGCUUUUUUAACAUCGUAGGAUUUGGCUCUACGUAUACGUUUUUGUUUCCGUGCAGUGUUCCAUAUGAUCAGACUCACCUUGAUAAGGCAUCAAAGCAUAUCCAAAGCAUUUCUGCUGAUAUGGGAGGUACAGAAUUACUAGAACCUCUCCAGAAAGUAUUUAGCAUGCGUUCAAAGAAUGGCCUUCCUAAGCAGGUGUUUGUUCUUACUGAUGGUGGAGUGUUAAGUACUUGGGCUGUUAUUAAAGAAGUGAAGGAGAAUGUUCAUGUAGCAAGGUGUUUUGCUGUCGGCAUUGGGUCUGGAGCAUCGACUGAAUUAGUGAAGGGUAUUGCUCUUUCGGGUAAUGGAUCUAGUGAAUUUAUUCAGACGGGAGAGAGAAUGCAACCAAAGGUGAUGCGAAUGCUGAAGAGAGCUCUGGCAGCAUCAAUUUCAGAUGUUUGCAUCACAUGGUCUCUUCCUGAUAAUGCUCGUGUCAUUCAGACACCAACAAAGAUUCCUCCCGUGUUCAGUGGUGAUCGUUUGAUCAUUUAUGGACUUGUAUCCAAUAUGCCAUCAUCUGUGGUGCACAACUGCUCUGCAACGAUGAAGGGUGUUGUCAGUGGCAAUCCAUUUGAGCACACGUUGUCAUUUUCACUCGAUGCGCGAAGCACUGCGCCCAGCAUGGCUAUUCACCAGCUUGCCAUUAGAUCAGUCAUUAAUGAUCUCCAAGAAGACAGCACAAGUGAAGAUACAAAAAAGAAAUUAGGCAAGUUGUCAGUGAAACGUGGUGAAAUGGCACCAAAAUCAAGAGAGAAAUUAGUGGUAGAGCUCAGCACAGCAGCUAGUGUUGUGUGUAAGCAAACAGCAUUUAUUGCUGUGAAUGAUAAAAGCGAAGUGCCUGUGCAGGGCAGCAUGGAAGUAUAUCGUAUUCCUGUAGCUGUUGCAAGUGACUCGGCCGUAAACUACUCAUCUUUUCAGACGAAGUUUACAGAUGCGCCUAUUCGUUUUACGGGAAGAGUGAUAUGUGCGAGAAGAGUGAUGUGUAAAGUAGCAGACGCAGAGUCAACGCCUUUGAGUAGAAAUGCACCUGUGCUUGAAGGUGCAAAAUCAGAAGGUGCAAAAUCAGAUGGUGCACUACCGCUUAUAGGAUGUGCAUUUGGAGGUGGCGGUUUAGGAGGUGUACAGGCCGGCCCUUACUAUGAGGAUGCUGCUCAAGUAUGUGGACCAUUUUCAUUCUCACACCAGUACGAUACAGAUAGUGAUAGUGAUGAGGAGAAUGCAGUUACUAGUGACUAUCAGAGUCAUUCUCAAACUUGGUCUCAAGGAGACUUGCUAUCAUCCAUGUUAGGCAUUGUAUCACAGCAGAAGGCAUCAGGAGCUUGGAAACUAUCUGCUGAUACUGUGCAGCUUAUCAAUAAAUCAAUGAAAGACUUGAAGUAUACCUCACCGUUUCGUACUUCGAUGUCUAAAAUUCAGUCAUCUGUGUGGGUAACUGCUGUGAUAUUAGUCUGGUUGGAGAUGAAGUUGGAUGCUUAUAGAGAUGAGUGGGAGCUGUUGGGAGAAAAGGCUAAAAGAUGGCUAAAAGAGCAAGCAUUACCACAGGGAAUAACUUUGCAGUCUCUGCUAACUGAUGCGCGUAAAUUGUUCUAAAAUUCCGUGGACUCUAAUGGAGUGCAUUGUGUUAGUUUGACUCUUGACUUAUGUGCUACUUGCUACAAGCUGUUUCUGCUGUCUAGCUGAGAGAUUUAUGUACUGGCUUUGUCGAUAUGCAAACUGACAUUUUGCACACCCUGAA
Corticium candelabrum is the source of this 2902-nucleotide messenger RNA. Its product is annotated as von Willebrand factor A domain-containing protein 5A-like. The transcript has 4 exons. The record is from RefSeq and is a predicted model, not a curated record. Bases 1060 to 2757 code for a protein of 565 amino acids. NCBI's taxonomy places the organism in Eukaryota, Metazoa, Porifera, Homoscleromorpha, Homosclerophorida, Plakinidae.